GUUGAAGAUGAUCCAAAGACUGGGCUUCACAUUGUGGGCAGGGGAGGAUUCCCUAACAGUGGGGGAGUGUUGGAGUGUGAUGCUGCCAUCAUGGAGGGCAUCACUGGCAGGUUCGGGGCAGUCGCAGCGCUACGAGGGGUUGGGGCUCCGGUGCGGGUGGCUCGUAGGGUGAUGGACAGAAGCCCCCACAGUCUGCUUGUUGGGGAGGGAGCAGUAGCUUUUGCCCGGGAGCAGGGCUUUACUAUAGAGCCUGAUGACAACAUGCUGAGUGCACACUCAGCCAAGGCUUACCAGGUACCAAUACUCCCUGGAGGAAAAUGGCAUGGCUAACCAUUUUAAAUAUAAAUAACAGAUAUUGGAAAACUACAAAUUAUAACUCGUAUUCAUUCUUGCAGGAAUUUCUGGAACAGAAGCAAAGUGUCAGUGGACAUGACACACUUGGGGAGAACUGAAACUUUCUUUUUAAAAAUGUUGAUUUAUCAUGAUCUUCCUGCUCAUUGUAGAGCAUUGAGUGACAGUAGAACACCUACUGUAACAACUGAAAAUGACUGAUAAAUGUGACUGAUACUUGUGCAUUAAAUUGUUUGGUCCUCUAGGGGGAGUCCUAAUCCAUAUAAUCACAUUAGUCUGGGUUGUAUAUUACAUUAUUUAUGGAUCUCUAACCUGACACCUACUGUUUUUAAUCUGGAAUCUCUUUACAAUAGUCUCGAUUCCCCCCAUCUCCAAAAUCAAAGUUUCUCAUCUAAGUUAAAUAACCCCACUUUCCCAUUUUUUUUAUUACUGACCAUUCCUGCAAGACAAGUUGGUACAAUACAUCUGUGGAACAAGGUCUAAAAGUGCAGGUUACAUAUUUAGUAUCAGGUCUAACCACUUCUUCCCUUUCUCAACAGGACUUAUAGCGUUAGACAGCAUGGGGAACAUAACUGUUGGAGUUUCUACUUCAGGGGCCCCCUUCAAAUCACCAGGGAGGGUGGGAGACUCGCCCCUACCUGGAUGUGGCCUAUACGCUGAACACAUGGUGGGAGCAGCGGCAGCCACAGGUGAUGGUGAUAAAAUAAUGUGUCAUUGCCCAAGCUUCCACGCUGUUCAACUGAUGAAACAGGGGUUAUCACCCAACAGGGCCUGUUACACUGUCCUGGAUGACAUCAUCAGGAGGACUGCCCCAGACAAGUGCUUUGAGAUUGGACUCAUCGCCUUGAACAUGAAGAGCGAAAGGGAGUGCCGUUUUAUAAGAAAAGGGGAUUUACUGUGACGAGUCCAAGAUGAAUCCCGAAUAUGACUAUUUAUUCAAGCUGCUCCUGAUCGGUGACUCUGGCGUCGGAAAGUCUUGUCUUCUACUCCGAUUUGCAGAUGACACAUACACAGAAAGCUACAUUAGCACAAUCGGAGUGGACUUCAAAAUACGAACUAUAGAAUUAGACGGAAAGACUAUUAAACUUCAAAUCUGGGACACGGCAGGACAGGAGAGGUUUCGCACAAUCACAUCCAGCUACUAUAGGGGAGCCCACGGCAUCAUCGUAGUCUAUGACGUCACAGACCAGGAGUCCUUCAAUAAUGUCAAGCAGUGGCUACAGGAAAUCGACCGUUACGCCAGUGAAAACGUCAACAAGCUAUUGGUAGGGAACAAGUGUGACCUGACAACAAAGAAAGUGGUGGAUUACACAACAGCAAAGGAGUUUGCAGACUCCCUGGGCAUCCCGUUCUUGGAAACGAGUGCCAAGAACGCCACCAAUGUGGAGCAGGCCUUCAUGACCAUGGCUGCUGAGAUAAAGAAGAGGAUGGGCCCUGGGGCUACGACCGGAGGCAACGAGAGGUCCAAUGUCAAGAUCGACAGUACGCCUGUCAAACCUGCCUCGGGGGGCUGCUGCUGAGAGGGAGAACCCCACCAACACCUCUACCCUCACCUCAACCACCCCCCUCCACCUGGCCCCAUUCUCCACCAUGCCUCACCCACCCAGCUUAACAGUAACUGAGCGAGAGUGUGAGAGCGAAAACAAAAUUAAGUUGCCUGAAUUUGUACUGUAGCCGUACUACCACCAAAAACGUAUGGUUAUCACCCUCCCUUUAUGCCCUGGUAGUUGAUGAUUAGUAGUACUUUCCAGGCUAUCUGUUAGCAGUCAGCCACUCACUGGACCUCCCCUGGCCCCCUCCUGGAUUGGCUUUACCCCCCACCCUUACCCGAACCUCAUCAGAAACAAUGGAUUUUGUUUGAGCCCCCACCCCCAUCUGUGUGAAGGUUAAUGAGAAUGUAUGCGUGUCUAUCUCACUGCAUUCCUACUGCAGGGUUGGUCUGUAGUCAAAUUCAAUGUUUUCUUCUUCUGUCCCCCUCUUUCCUUCUCGGUUAUUUUUCUGUUUGUAUCAGUGUAGAUCUCUGUCCCCUUUCGAAGGCGUUUAUUCGCCAAUAUGCGGUCAGCCAACUGCACAACAGUGUCUCACUGUCUCGCAAAAAAGUCUAGUGACAAAUAUGUACAUAUACAUGUGUGUGUGUGUGUGUGUGUGUAUAUAUGUAAGAUCUGAUUUGCUCGUUCUGUAGACUUCAGUACAUUAUCGGAGUAGUCUUGACUUAAUCUCUGCAUUAAAUUUGUCUCAACAUGUCACAUUUAAACUGAAAAAUAAAUAAAUGUUGUACUUCCAGACUGUAUGAUAUGGAAAGAUCUGUCUGCGAUUCUUGGUGGGUAUGUAGGAACAUUUUGUUUUUAAUAAUUUAUUCUACAUUUAUAUGGCAAAUAUAUUGUACCAGUAACUUAGACUGUAUGCAAAUUAGCCAUUACCUGUGGAAUAUCUCAGUACAGAAUUGCAUAUAUAAAACACUAUGUUCUUUUUUCAUAAUAAAGGCAACUGAAUACAGUUUUAAAAGAG
Messenger RNA from Salmo salar (Atlantic salmon), 2859 nucleotides. NCBI's taxonomy places the organism in Eukaryota, Metazoa, Chordata, Actinopteri, Salmoniformes, Salmonidae. The record is from RefSeq and is a predicted model, not a curated record.